Leptopilina boulardi is the source of this 2685-nucleotide messenger RNA. Its product is annotated as lachesin-like. NCBI's taxonomy places the organism in Eukaryota, Metazoa, Arthropoda, Insecta, Hymenoptera, Figitidae. The record is from RefSeq and is a predicted model, not a curated record. The transcript has 9 exons. Bases 270 to 1679 code for a protein of 469 amino acids. Gene Ontology annotation, cellular component: neuron projection.
ACCGUCGCGAUCAACUGACACAUCAGUACACGCGUCUCGACGCCCGGGAAUGCGUCUCUCAUCCAAAGGGAAGCUGUAGUACUAUUCAAAAAAAAAAAAACAUCUCAAAAUUGUUUUUUUCUCAAAUUUUUUCACCAAAAGAAAAAUUUGGAAAAAAAAUUUUUAGUGAUAAAAAAAAAGUGAUUUUUAAAAAUAAUUAAAAAAAUACGUGUGUAAUGUCUCGUGCGGAUUUUGGCACGCGACUAUAAUGCACCACUUGACAGACGAGGAUGAGGGUGGCAUGGCUGAUUUUGUGCUACGUACUUCUCGAAAGUUACAUCGACAUCGUCGGCGUAGUCAGUGCAAACCAGAUCACACGACACGAUUUCUCCUUAGCAACGAAUUUUCCAACGUCUGACAAUAAUUUUCCAAGUUUCGUUGUUUCUAUUACGAACGUUACGGCUGCCAUUGGGAAAAAGGCAGUCUUAUCUUGUACAAUACGAAAUUUAGGUCAUUACAAGGUGGGAUGGUUGCGCCUUGGGGAUCAGACGAUACUGUCAAUGGGCGAGAAAACGGUAAUUCAAUCGCCACGUUUCUCUGUUACCCUCGAGAAUGUCAAGACAACGAAUCAAACGCCUUCAAAAGGAGAAGAGGAAACUACAUGGCGUUUGAAUAUUCACACAUUGAAGGAAGCUGAUCGUGGCUGUUAUAUGUGUCAACUCAACACCAACCCUAUGUUGAACCAACUGGGGUGCGUGGACGUUCUAGUCCCUCCUGAUAUACUGCCUAACGGAACCUCAGCGGGAGAGGUUUCCGUCGCGGAAGGAGAAAAUGCUACUCUCUCGUGUAAGGCAUCCGGUAGACCAGAGCCACGAAUUGUUUGGAAGCAUGAAAAAAAUACGUUAAUACUGAUGAAAGGACCUCACGACAAACUAAUAAAUGUGAGCAGCGCGUCAGGCGAGAGAUUGGAAUUAAACAGGGUGGACAGGAGGCAAAUGGGAGCUUAUCUUUGUAUAGCAAGCAACGAUGUCCCCCCAGCAGUCAGCAAGAGGGUUCAUCUCAGAGUAAACUUUGCUCCCCGUGUUAUAAUAAAGGAACAAAUUUUGGGAACACCAAUUAAUACAAAUGUCACUUUAAAAUGUGAAAUCGAAGGUUUUCCAAAGACAAUUAAUUUUUGGAAACACAAAACAGUGGAUAAUUUAGAUGGAGUUCUCGUGAGUGGAAAAAGAUAUGAGAUUACUGAAAAAAUGAAUCCAGACGAGGAAUGGAAAAUAACUACAAUAUUGAAUAUAAAAGGAGUACAACCAAAAGAUUUAGGUUUAUAUACCUGUUUAGCAUCAUCGAGUUUGGGAAUUGCCGAAUCGUCCAUCAGCUUACUCGAAAUUCAACCCCAUACAUUUCCAACAAGAGCGACAAUGAACGGAGGGCAACAUAGGAAUAGACUACCAAAUGAGAUGGAUUCAACAACCCUAAAUAGAAUAUUUCACCAGCUUAGUACACCGGCAAUGCAGAAAAGCACUGCAAGAUUGGUAUCCAAUAAGAUUUUAACGACCACUAUGGAUCCUCGUAUAGCGUUAACCAAGAACAAGAACGCUCUUAAACAUAAUGAAGUGCUGAACGUGCAGAGCAACGCCAUUGCCAUAAACGUGAUCAAGCAGAUAAGUGCGAUUUGUGUGCUGGUUUCUUUUACGCUGCGGUAAUUCGAAGCGACGAUAAAAUUAGAAAACUGCUAGGUACAAGAGCAACGAUUUUCCAUUUUAUAAUGCGCCUAACGAUGAGAACAACGAUCCGCGUCUGUUAUAUAUAUAUAUAUAUACAUACAAUGGAAGAGUAAAUUCUCUUUUACAAUAUAAAAAAGGGGGAACAGACUAUUGAUGGCGCAAUCAAGAUUUUUUUUAACCCGGCGAAAAAAAAGAAAAUUCAAUGUUUUUAAUAUAGACACAGAAUUUAGCCGAAAUAAUAUAUUUUCUAAUCACAAAUAAUCUUGAUGAUUUCAAUCAAUUUGGAAAAAAGUUAAGACACAAAAAUAAUCCAAUUUUGUUUUCACAUAGCUUUCCAAUUUUUACAGUUGUUGAAAAUAAAGAAUUAGUGUCUAAAAAACAAUGUAAUGACUUCAUUAUUUUUCAAAUUCACUUCCAAAUAUUAUAGAAAAAAAUAAUAAUAAUAAUUAACUCUAAUUUUUAAAAUCUUUCGUUAAUAUUAUACAAUUAAAAAUUUUUUUUGUAGUUGCAAAUUUUUAAAUUGUACAAAUUUGGAAAAUUUUUAAUAUUGUUAGGAGAGAAAAAAGUUGUAAAUGUCUUUUUUUUCCAAAAAGAAAACUACUUCUUUCUAAAAAUAAAAGCAAAUGCCAAAGAAAAAUUUGCGAAUGUUUCUAUGAAAUAUUUGCAAUCAAUUAUUAUCACACUUUACUAAAAGUCGACUGAAUUGAAAAUUUCAAAAAAUGCUAAUAAAAAAAUCAGCCCAAAAAAAAUAUUAUCAAGAAAGAAAUCUCUUUCUACAUGUACAGAUUCCUGCUUAAACUGUUAAGAUCGUAGUUAACUUAAUAAUAUAUAUAUAUUGUAUUUUAAAAAUAAUUAUAGCUACUAGACUGUAAUAACUGUUUUUAUUAUUUCUGUUAUUAAACGUUUCAGGGAUGUCUUGUCUGUAUACAAAUUAAAAUAAUUAUUUAAAUGUAAAAUCUUUUUAAUAAAAUCAAGAGAUGAUAAA